GAACUCCUGAGACUGUUGAACUCCACAAGAGCGGGCAGCUUCCCCAGGCUGGCUACACAAGCUGUGAGGUGAUCAGUGGACUCUGGUAGGCCAUGGUUCUUCUCAGGAGUUUGCCCCCAAACCCCUCUUGUUUCUGUUUUGCCUCCCAGACCCUGUCCCCAAAGAACAAGGGCCUGUUCAAGAGAGCCAUCAGCCAGAGCGGUGUUGGGAUGUGCAGCUGGGCCAUCCAGAGGGACCCGCUCGUCUGGGCCAAAAAGCUUGGAGAAAAGGUGGGCUGCUCCACAGACAACACCACCGUCUUGGCCAACUGCCUGCGCAACUCUGAUCCCAAAGCCUUGACCCUGGCCUACCACGUGCAGCUCACCAACCUGCCCAUGCCCCUGGUGCACACCCUCGCCCUCGCUCCUGUGGUCGAUGGGGAUUUCCUCCCAGACACGCCAGAGAAUCUCUUUGCCAACGCUGCUGACAUCGACUACCUGGCCGGGGUCAAUGACAUGGACGGGCACAUCUUUGCCGGCGUGGAUGUGCCCGCCAUCAACGGCCCGCUGCGGAAAGUCACUGCGGACCAGGUGUACAAUUUGAUCAAAGGCCUCACCGUGGACAGGGGCGAGGCUGGAGCCAACGCCACCUACAACAUCUACACACAGAGCUGGGGUGACACACCCAAGCAGGAGGUCGUGAAGAAGACAGUGGUGGAGCUGAUCACUGACUACAUCUUCCUGAUUCCCACACAGGUGGCACUGGACCUGCACCUGCAGAAUGCCAAGAGUGGCAAGACCUACAGCUACUUGUUCUCCCAGCCGUCCCGCAUGCCCAUCUACCCCAGCUGGGUCGGGGCAGACCAUGCUGAUGACCUGCAGUACGUGUUUGGGAAGCCCUUUGCCACCCCGCUGGGCUACCUGCCCAAGCACAGGACUGUCUCAAAGGCCAUGAUUGCUUACUGGACCAAUUUUGCCAGGACUGGUGAUCCCAACAAAGGGCAUUCGGAUGUGCCCGUUUCCUGGCCAGCCUACACCAACAAGGCCAAAUACUACCUGGAUAUCAACAACAAGCUGAACAAGAACUCUGUGAAGCAGGACCUGAGAUCUGAUUAUGUGACCUUCUGGAACUCAGUCUAUCUGAAGCUGCCACAGGUUGCCAACAUCUCCCAGUCAGAGUUAAUGUUUUGAACCCUUUAAAGACAGUUCAUUAAAGGCUUGCUUGUAACUGA
Molecule: messenger RNA, 1210 nt
Organism: Cyanistes caeruleus (blue tit)
Lineage: Eukaryota; Metazoa; Chordata; Aves; Passeriformes; Paridae
Source: RefSeq, a predicted model, not a curated record